CCCCAAACUCAGGAUUUACUCGACAUGGCCACAACCCUCGAUCCUAGGUUCAAGAUGAACUACAUCAGUGAGGAGAAGAAAGCCACAGUUAAAGCAAGACUGACAGACGAGAUGACUGGCAUAACUCUAGCUAUGCCAAAUGCCUCCCCAGCACCCCCCAUGAAGAAGGGCCGAAAGACUCUGGGAAGUUUCUUCAAAGCAGCACAAGGCAAUGACGACAAGUCCUCUUCUCUAGAGCAAGCAGUGUCCACAGAGCUGGAGGCAUAUCUUCUGACAUGCAACAUCGACAGUGAAGAUGACCCCUUAAUCUGGUGGCGGCAAAAUAGCAAUGUAUAUCCACAGUUGUCUGUGUUGGUGAAGAAAUACCUAUGCAUUCCAGCUACCAGCUCACCUUCUGAGCAGCUGUUCAGUACAGGGGGCAACAUUGUGACAUGCCACCGUGCAUCACUAAAGCCAGAGCAUGUUGAUAGACUUGUUUUUCUGGCCAGGAAUCUUUAAGUGCAAUAUUCAGGGUCACAUAUAGGGUUAUGUGAGAGGCCUA
Molecule: messenger RNA, 541 nt
Organism: Megalobrama amblycephala (Wuchang bream)
Lineage: Eukaryota; Metazoa; Chordata; Actinopteri; Cypriniformes; Xenocyprididae
Product: E3 SUMO-protein ligase ZBED1-like
Exons: 2
Coding region: 25-498 (157 amino acids)
Molecular function (GO): protein dimerization activity
Source: RefSeq, a predicted model, not a curated record